AUGCCGAAACUUUGGAGUUGUAUUGCACCGAAGAAUGAUGAUGAGAAAAAACGCGAACAAAUUAAUAAACAAAUUAAUGCAAAAUUAAAACAAGAUGAAAAAAUUUAUAAAGCUACUUAUCGUUUACUUCUCUUGGGCGCUGGUGAAUCCGGCAAAUCAACCGUUGUUAAACAAAUGAAAAUUUUGCAUAAUCCUUUUACUACACAAGAAAAAAUCGAUAAAAUUCCUGAUAUUAAACGUAAUAUUCGUGAUUCACUUACCAGUAUUUUACGUGCUAUGGAUAAAUUAAGUCCACCUAUUGCACUUGAACAUCCACAAGAUCAAUGGCGUGCUACAUAUAUGCUAACAACAGCACAUCAAUUAGAUUUUGAUUAUCCACCGGAGUUCUUUGAACAUGCAGCAAUACUUUGGAAUGAUGCUGGUGUACAAGCUUGUUACGAACGAUCGAAUGAAUAUCAACUUAUCGAUUGUGCUAAAUAUUUUCUUGAUCGUGUUCAUGAAGUUAAACAACCAAACUAUAUGCCCAGUGAUCAGGUAUAUUAUCAUCUUUUUUUUUUGUUU
Rotaria sordida is the source of this 561-nucleotide messenger RNA. The record is from the annotation of a GenBank genome assembly. NCBI's taxonomy places the organism in Eukaryota, Metazoa, Rotifera, Eurotatoria, Philodinida, Philodinidae.